UUCCAUCCUGGAGGUGUUUCUAGAGAGGGGAAUUCUGUAACAUCUGAACCUGUAAUUGCUCCUCCGUAUCACCAGAGGGAGCUCUCACCUGAAUAUUGAGACCGUUUCAUCACUUCCUGUUCAUGUCAAACAGUAUAAAUAGAGCACGUUUGUUUGGUUCCUUGUGAAGUCUUGCCAGCAUCACGUCUGCAAUUCUGAGCGUUUAUUAUCUUAAUUGAAUUUAAUUGAUCAUUGACCAUUGUUCUCAUUCUACCUGUUUUGCCCUUUUGUCUUGUGCUUUGGAUUGGUUUGCCUUUUUGUGCACUGACUGUAUUUUUACCCCUACCUGUCUUUUGGAUAUUGUCUCUUGGAUUACCCUUUGGAUUUGUUUGUUUGCUAAAUAAUUCAACAGCACAUGGAUCCUAAUCCCGGAAAGGGAAAGGAAGCCUUUUAAAGAAAGGCCAGACACGGACUAUGAUACUGCAUUAUUCAGAGAUAUGUUCCCAGAAAACCAGCCAGGUCCACACAUCAUAGACAAUCUUUCUACACUAAGAUCAAAGGUCAUGCAAAAGAAGAAGGCCAAACAAGCUUCACCCCCGAGUGAUUUUGAACUGAUGUCGAGCAUGAUGCAGAAGAUCUGUCAGCUUGAGAAAAAGGUCAAAACUCAGGCUAUAGAUAUAGAGCGCAGGGCACAAAGAAUUGCUGUUCUGGAAGAGAAACUGAGUCUUUUGCAAGAGGAAAAAGAGAAAUCUUUAAGUGAUGGGAACCAAGAUGAAGGAAUGGUUGCAAUGUGCCUCAGACUUCAAAAACAAGUCUAUGAAAUGGAGAGGUUUCUUAAUGAUUAUGGAAUGAUCUGGGUUGGAAGUGAAGAACAUGAUGUGCUGUAUCUUCCUGAGACUGAGCAAGCCAAGAACUCUGCAGGAGCUCCUGUGCACAGGAGGUUUGAAAUGAACUAUGACCUGGUCAUGCAAAACAUCCAAGAACUGAACAUCUUAGCAGGGGAAGGGGAGUCCCAUGUGACCUCCAUUCCUGGUGGGGCAAAACUGACACAACAGUCCUCCAUACCUCUAUGGCUCUACAAAAACGGCAUUGUCAUGUUCAGUGGACCAUUUCGGUCAUACCAGGACCCAACCACACAAGAAUGCAUGCAAGACUUGAUGGAUGGGUUUUUUCCUUCUGAGCUUCAGGAUAGGUUUCCUAAUGGUGUGCCCUUUCAGGUUCAUGACAAACGGGAUGAGGAGUUCUUUGUUCGGCAACUGUGGACUGAGUUUCCGGGAAAGGGACAAACUAUAAAUGGCGAAGGAGGUCAGUCAGCAGACAGUUCUGGACGGGCGAGAUCCAUAGCCCCAAAACAGACUCAGAUAACAGGCCAAAAACUAUCCAUGGAACAGUUCCUCAGGAAGCUCCCAGAGACUGUGGUGAAGGCAGGGAAAGUGAUCAACAUUCGGGACUCAGUGAAGGCCCAUCUACAGGGCUUCCCUGAUGGUGCCAAGAAUCAUUCGGCAACCAUUGUAGAAACACUUGUCCUGCAGGCCCUGAGGAAAAGUGAGGCAGACUCUUCGCUAGCAGCAAAAGACAUCACCACACUACGGGUGAAGUCAGAGGAUGGAGUGAAGAUGUUCAUCAUGAAAAUGUACUACACAGAGACCAUUGGAGAUCUGCGUCAUUACUUGGACAUGCAAAGAGGACCAGGUGCUGCGCCAUAUGACAUCAUUAGCGCAUUUCCACAGCAGUGCUACAGAGAUGACACCCUGACGCUCCUGUCCUGUGGUCUGACUCAAAAUGCGGCACUGCUUCUGCGCCCACAAGCUUCCACUCACAGACAGCACGGAAACGCAGAGAGGGCAACCCUUAACUAACACUUAACAUUUUCAGAUGUUAAUAAGUGAGGCCCAGACACUCCUGUUCAGUUUUUGGACUCCAAAUGCACCACCGCCCAUUUGUGCCAUUCCAUAAAAAGAAAUUUUAUAUAUAUAUAUAUAU
This is a messenger RNA of Myxocyprinus asiaticus (Chinese sucker), 1962 nucleotides long. RefSeq names its product UBX domain protein 11 (gene ubxn11). The transcript is spliced from 14 exons. Gene Ontology annotation, molecular function: ubiquitin binding. The coding region runs from base 477 to 1838 and encodes 453 amino acids. Gene Ontology annotation, biological process: proteasome-mediated ubiquitin-dependent protein catabolic process. The record is from RefSeq and is a predicted model, not a curated record. Lineage: Eukaryota; Metazoa; Chordata; Actinopteri; Cypriniformes; Catostomidae.